ACAACUAAGGUUCUGAUUGGUCAACAGCUUGCAAUCAGGUAGUAGAAGCACAAGCAAGACGAGCUUGCAGUAUACCUUACAGAUACUUUCCCUUCAUUCAUCGGUGUGUUUCUUCUCCAUACAGUAGUAUAUUGUCCAUCAUGGAGCCACCUCUGUUUCCCCGUGAGUCUGGGCAGUUCAUAGCAGAGCGGAGUCAGGAUGUGUUUGUGGAGGAGGAAGGAGUGCAAAAGGUGGCAGAGAUGCUCUACAACAUCCGACACAGUGACGAUCUGACCGCCAGUGGUUGGAAGAAGGCAAAUCCAUUGGCUCCAGCGCCCACCUCUGACCAGGCCUUAAACUGGGUGUUUGUGGUCGACACCAUGAACUUCUCCUUUUGGCCAGAUGAAGAAACUCAGCAGUGUGAGGUGACCUAUAAAGGAACCACGUACACAGGCUACAUGACCCUUUGUGCUGCCAUCACCAGGGCCAUGGAGGAAGGUAUACCCAUCACUGAUCCGAAGUACUUCUCUCAGAUGAGUGUGGAGGAGUUGGGACACGUCCUUCGAUCAGACAAUGAAACACCCAUGCCCAUGCUUCCAGAGCGUCACCAGGUGCUAACUGAAGGCGGCCGCGUGCUGCAGGAACACGGCGGAAGCUUCCGGAGUUUUAUCAGCCGAGCUGGGAACGACGCUCGGAAGAUGGUGGAACUCGUCGUGGAGAAGAUCCCUUCCUACAGGGACGAAGCAACAUAUGAGGGGAAGAGGAUCUCAUUCUACAAGCGAGCGCAGAUCCUGGUGGCAGAUUUUUGGGGCGUCAUGGAGGCCAGAGGAGAGGGUGACAUCAUUGACAUGGACUGGCUCACCAUGUUUGCAGACUACAGGGUCCCCCAGGCUCUCGUCUACCUCGGAGCACUACGAUACUCUGACGCACUGAUGCAGGCGCUGAACAAUGGCGAGCUGCUGAGUUCAGGAGACAGGAGAGAGGUUGAGAUCCGAGGUGGUUCGAUUUGGUCAGUGGAGCUGAUCAAAGACCACCUUUGCAAGCUGGUGCAGGAGAGAGACGGACAGACCUGCACCGUCAACUCGGCAGUCAUCGACUUCUACCUGUGGCCUUAUGCCAAGCAGCACCACAAAGAGAUGGCCCACAUUCCCAUACACCACACACGCUGUAUUUACUACUGACGAGCUGGCUGGCAGCAUUACAUACAGUAGGCAGCACUUCUCAGUGUGCAGCCUUGGCAUCGGUGCCUUUCCCUGGGAUAAAGCCAACCAUGUCUCAGUGCCAGAUAUAUGUACAAAUGAGCUUCUCUUUAGCUGUAAUGGAAACAGGUGUCAAGCUUGUUGGUCUAUGUGGGUAGCAGCACUGUUGUCCAUUCGCAGUCAAUUAAAAUGUUUACUGUUGUUGAUAUGGAACAUUUUCUAACAAACAUCUCGCUGUAAUGAAGAGCAGGUGAUAAUAUGCUGUAUGUGAGCAUACAAUGAUUGAAUGAUGUGAACAUACACAUUAACAACUGAAAAUAAAAAAUAAAAUAUUUUGAUUAGA
Messenger RNA from Sander lucioperca (pikeperch), 1521 nucleotides. RefSeq names its product chromosome 2 C9orf64 homolog (gene qng1). Bases 141 to 1160 code for a protein of 339 amino acids. The record is from RefSeq and is a predicted model, not a curated record. NCBI's taxonomy places the organism in Eukaryota, Metazoa, Chordata, Actinopteri, Perciformes, Percidae. The transcript has 7 exons.